This is a messenger RNA of Asterias rubens (European starfish), 3293 nucleotides long. Its product is annotated as telomerase protein component 1-like. Gene Ontology annotation, molecular function: protein binding. Bases 20 to 3118 code for a protein of 1032 amino acids. Lineage: Eukaryota; Metazoa; Echinodermata; Asteroidea; Forcipulatida; Asteriidae. Gene Ontology annotation, cellular component: Cul4-RING E3 ubiquitin ligase complex. The transcript has 26 exons. The record is from RefSeq and is a predicted model, not a curated record.
GAACUUACGAAGUUUCAUCAUGGGUUGCGGCUCGUCAAAUGCCACUACUAGCUACAAACAUGACAUCGAUACAAUGUGGGAUCAAGUGAGUCGCACGGUAGACUCUCGAGGGAAGAUGGAUAAGCAACUGGUCAUCUCUCGCUCAGGAUGGAAAACAGUCAGGAUCUUUGUGUCGUCAACGUUCCGAGACUUCCAUGCUGAGAGGGAGGUUCUGGUUAAAGAGGUAUUUCCCGACCUACGUGUGUGGUGUGAGAAGAGGAGACUUCAUCUUGUGGACUGUGACCUCAGAUGGGGAGUACCAAAGGAUACUACAACAGAAGAAACACUACGGACGUGUCUGGGAGAAAUCGACCGAUGUUACCAAGACAACAUUAUGCCGUUCUUUCUCAAUUUAACCAGCCUGUCUAUUUUCCCAGUUCCUGGCUCAUUUGGAAGCAGUCAUGGUGAACGUUGUGGAUGGAUCCCCAACCAGAAUGAGAUACCGGAAUCAAUAGCAACAGACUACCGCUGGGUCAACGGUUUGUCCGUAACUGAGAUGGAGAUUAUGCACGGAGCCUACCGGAAAGACAACAUCAACUCUCUGUUCAUGAUCCGUGACUCCAGCUUCUUGAAGAGUGUACCCGUUCAGUAUCAUAAAGAUUUCGUUGACGUCAACCCAGUAGCUCCAGCCAAGCUUCAGAUGUUGAAGCAGAUGUUGAAAGAACGAUUUGGGGCUAAACAACUUCAAUUCUACAACUGUGAGUACGAAGGAGUGAAUGACCAGAAAAAGGUUGUUUUCAAAGGCCUGGACAAAACGUUGGGCAAGCAGGUUCAUGACUUCUUCAAGGAGCGGAUUAGCCUUCAAUAUCCACUGCAGACCACCAACCUAGACCUCUUCCAACAGAGCAGAGAAGCCCAUGAGUCAUUUAUGAAGAACAGAAGUGCCUCGGUUCUCGGAAGAACUGAACUCCUUGAACAGAUCAAAGAACACGUCAUUGGUAUUGGCAUUGACGUCCCCUUUGUGUUGCUGGGAGGUCCAGGCACCGGGAAAUCGUCCAUCAUGGCAAGAGUCUCUGAUGUGACCGUAUCUAAAGCGCUCUUGAAGGAAAUACCAGGCGGCGGAGACCAAGGGUGGCACGUGUUCUAUCACUUUGUGGGAGCAGUACCCGGUUCACCGAACCUCGAGUCCACUCUAAAACGACUCCUGAAGGAACUGGGUAUUGUCAAUGAUACAACGAUGCCUAAAGACUUGGAGUCGACUUGCCAACUGACGUAUGCCACUCUAUCCAAUCCAAACACUCGACCACUCAUCCUGAUCAUUGAUGCUCUCAAUCAGUUUGACGAGUCUAAAGAGUCGACCGUUCUGACUUGGUUACCGAGUAAACUGAGCCCUCAAGUGCGUUGUAUUUUCUCCAUGAUCGACGAGACUCCCCAGCACAAGACCCUCCAGUCAAGACCAAACAGCCCAACUGAGGUUUACGUCACUCCGCUUGAUAUGACAUCCAGAGAGGCUAUCAUCACAGAAACGUUAGGCAAAUAUCAGAAGCGUCUGGACAAGCAGCAGAUGGCGAGCUUACUGAGCAAAGAAUCCUCACAGAAUCCUCUCUGGUUGUCCAUCGCAUGUGAGGAGCUACGUGUGUUUGGUUCCUUUGAAUCACUUUCGGAUAAGAUCAACGGCCUGGCCGAUGGACUGCUCCAUUUGCUAGCCCAAAUCUUGACACGCUUUGAGAAGGAGAACGGUGGUAAGAUGCUGGUUGCGACACUGUGUCUCUUGGAAUGCUCCUGUCAUGGACUUCUUGAGACGGAACUUCUCUCCAUCCUUGGAGAUGAGGAUCAUUUGAUGCCACCCGAGAACUCUUCAGAGAAGAAGGAGAAGGGCGAAGGAGAGUCGAGAGAGAAGAAAUUCUCUGAUAUUGGACCGUUGUCAGCCCACAAGUGGGCUCGAGUGUUCCGAGCCUUGAAACCGUUCCUUCGUCCAUUUGGAGACAGUGGCGAGGGAAGGCUGGAUUUCUAUCAUCGCUCACUAAGCAAGGCUGUAAGGGCAAAAUAUUUUUCCGGUAACAGUGAAGAAAAUCUGUAUCGGUGGUGGCACGCCAAACUGGCCAACUACUUUGAGAGAGUGGCUAACCUUGAACGCAAAGCAGAGGAAUAUCCACACCACCUGACAAAGAUCGGUGACCAGAAGCGACUGGUGGCUUUUCUUUCAGACUGGAACGUGUUCGAUCACUACUAUCGAGAGGAUUUCAGCGGCGAAUUACUGGCAUUAUGGAGAGAGGCUGUGGACAGCAUGGCCACAAUGGAGGAACUCUACAUAGCGAGACUCGACAAAUUGGCAGAGAGUAACACGAUGAAUGAGGAAGAUAUGAGUCUACAGUACGAGAAAGUAGGAAGAGUUCUGAUGCAAGCAGGCCAGCUGAAGACCUGCUUCAAGCUCCUCGAGAAGUCAAUGAAGAUUGAGACCGAUCUUGGGGGACGACCAGAGCGGAUGGUCAUUCUCUACGAUGUACUCGGGACCAUGCACAAUGAGAGACUUGUGUUGCAUGACUACAUGACCAAAGCUAUGAUGCCCGACCUGAAGCCGGCGAUCCAGUAUCGACAGAAAUCACUGGAGAUUGGCGUGGGAUUAACUGAGGACCGCUUUAGGCUGAAGCGAGCGUUCUCCCUGAUGAAGCUUGCCUUCAACCUGAGGACCUGGAUCUAUCUUAAAGGAGAUAAUACUUUGUCAGCUUCAGAAGCCACAGACCUUGGCUUCGAAAGCCUAAAGGAAGCCAAGGAGAUCUUUGUCGAGUUGGACGACAAGGCUCAUGUGGCGGAGUGUAUCAUGAAUGAGGCAAUGUUGAUCUCAGACGAUAGCCAACAAGAGGGUCUUGAGAUGUACGGUGAAGCAGAGGCGCUGAGCUAUCAGGUCUGUGGUGAGAUGAGUGUUCUCUCAAGUCGUAUUGUCAUCAACAAAGGAAUUCUUCUUGAGGAGAUGGGAAAGAUGGAAGAUGCUUUCGACUACUUCUCCCUCGGUAAAAAGAUCAAAACUGAGGUGUUUGGAGAAGAACACCCCCAGACUUUGCGUAUGAUCCGGACACUCAAUGAGCCAGCAUUUAAGAGGAUCGGCCAACGACGUGCAAAAGAAGCCACCAAGACCUGAAGAAUCUAAAGCAACUGACUUUUCCUUGUAGACCUGAUGUGUCAUCCAAGUAGGGCGCCCUCGUUUAGAGGUCAAAAGAAGGCUGCUAAUUGGCCCAUCCUGUGCGCCAAGCUAAGAUGCUUUUAUUGUUUUAUUUGUCAGUUUACCUCUUAAGAACAGACAUGCAACUUUUCUG